AAGCAGACCUGGCAACCCUGAUUCAGAGUGCAAGAUAAGGACAAUCAUGGCGGCGCAAAUCCGGACGCUUGUUUCAGCCAAAUGGCUUGCAGAUGCGAUAAAAAGCAACCUUAUUGGACCGAAUCUUCGAAUUCUGGAUACGUCCUGGUAUCUAGCGAAAUUAAAACGCGAUGCAAAUUCGGAAUUUAACCAACAGCACAUACCUGGAACUUCGUUCUUUGAUAUUGACAAAUGCUCCGACAAAACUUCCUCAAUGGAUCAUAUGCUCCCAACUGCAAGCUACUUUGCAGAGUAUGUGGGGGGUUUAGGUAUAGGGAACGAUACACAUGUAGUAGUGUACGAUACCAGCGAUUUUGGGUCAUACAGCGCACCCCGGGUGUGGUGGAUGUUCCGAUUAUUUGGGCACAAUUCUGUAUCGGUACUGGACGGGGGUAUGAAGAAUUGGCUGGCCGAGGGGCAUCCGGUCACUGCAGAAUACACCAAGCCAGGACGUGCGGAUUUCAAGGCGACCGCCAAUCAUUCUUGGGUCAAGUCGUAUGAAGAUGUGCUGAAAAACAUCGAGACCAAACAGGUGCAAGUGAUUGACGCAAGAUCCCCCGGCAGGUUCCGGGGAACCGAACCAGAACCAAGAGAUGACAUUGAGCCUGGCCACAUUCCUGGUACUAUCAACAUGCCUUUUGCCAAGUUCAUGGAUGCCUCAGGCAAGGAGUUGGAGCUUGAAGUGCUGGCAAAAAUGUUCAGAGAGGCAGGGGUGGACUUGGAGAAACCUUUCUGGGUAACCUGUGGGUCAGGGGUCACUGCAUGCCACGUGGUUCUGGCUGCUCACCUGCUGGGACAUUCAGGGUCAGUGUCUGUGUAUGACGGGUCAUGGUCUGAAUGGUUCAAAAGAGCUGCCCCGGAGCAUGUCAUCUCUGAGGGCAAGGGGAAGCAAGUGUGAUGUGGAGAGACGGGUAGAGAUGAGCACUAAGGGAAAUACUGUUGAAUGAGUUGCUGAUCAAUAGCAGGGAGGGGACACUAUGAAUCACAAAGGAAGCUACAGAUUGCAAAAAAUAUGGAGGGUUUUACUGAUUUUGACUGAAGAUUUUUGCAGAGUUGGAUUAAUGUGUCAUUGUGAAAGAGGUCACCGUUCAAGAGUCCCAUGAAUACAGUAUGCCUAUGUUUAUAUUCAAGAUGUCCAAUAAAGGUGUUACAAACUAUGCUAUAUUAAUCUAUUAAAAAGAUUAGAAGGAUAGAAUGUUUGAGGUAUUCGGGUUAGAAUUGGAUUAUGGUUGAGUUGUAUGCUCCUACUUAGGGGAUUGCAGCCUGGCAACAUUGUCUUGUAGAUGUUGCCACUGCCAGACAUUUUCUAAGGGACUUUUAAAACAAUGAAACUUGCUCUUAAUGCACCAUGAAAAUGUAAGGAAAAUGUCAUUUUCAUGUAGUUGUAGUUGCCUUGGUGUGACGUUGUUAUGAGAUGUAGGCCCACGAAAUGUCAAGGGGUUUUUCUAAGUGCAGUUCGGUUUUAGUGUUAACAGAAGUUUCUGUCAGUUCGAUUGCAGGAUGUCACUUUGUUUAAUUUUUACAAUAAAAAUAUGGCAUCUACUGUA
Salmo salar (Atlantic salmon) is the source of this 1586-nucleotide messenger RNA. RefSeq names its product 3-mercaptopyruvate sulfurtransferase. Gene Ontology annotation, cellular component: mitochondrion. The record is from RefSeq and is a predicted model, not a curated record. Lineage: Eukaryota; Metazoa; Chordata; Actinopteri; Salmoniformes; Salmonidae. Gene Ontology annotation, molecular function: thiosulfate-cyanide sulfurtransferase activity.